Molecule: messenger RNA, 1760 nt
Organism: Bolinopsis microptera
Lineage: Eukaryota; Metazoa; Ctenophora; Tentaculata; Lobata; Bolinopsidae
Exons: 11
Coding region: 148-1335 (395 amino acids)
Source: RefSeq, a predicted model, not a curated record
AGUUCAUUGUUGCGUUUGUGUAUCAUUUUGCUUAUCGAAUUUCAAAACCACAUUAUGGUGUACAUUUAAAACCGACGACUUUUCCUUCGUAAUCGUUCUUUGUCUUGCUGUAAAAGUGCGAUAUUUGUAAAUCUCCGUUAUUAUAAUAUGACGGAAGUUGUCUCCAACACAGAAGAGUAUUUAUAUACCGCUGAGGAAGAGUUAUUAUAUAAUGUGGUGGAGACUAUAACUGUUAAGGAUGACGAGCCAACGUCCCAGUUAUACGAGGAAACGGUCAUAUCUCACUCUACUGCUAUACAAAACGAUAGGGAUCUCGUUCAUAGUGACUUCAGGCGGAGAGAAAGCAGCAGAAGUGCCAGCCUCCCCCCACCUAGCAGACUCUACUCUGAUGUGCUGAUGGUGAGAGAACAGCUGGGUGAACCCACACACGUGACACACACUCCCAUGAAACGCAUCUCUGUCCAGGAGAGUAACUACACUCUUCACAAGUUACAGAAUGAGAACAGUUAUCAAGAUACACUGCUGCUAAAUCAAUGCUUACAAGGCGACUUUAAUGAGGGCGACUCUAGUGAGGGCGACUCUAAUGAGGGAAGUGAGAGUGAUGAGGAACUGGAGGAUUUACCCCGGUUCAGAACCCGGCUGUCAGCGUGCGGUCCUCGAGCUAAAGAAAGUGCACGUGCCGGACGUGCCAUCAGAUCGGGAACUCUUAGUGGGGACGAAAUUGAAAUCCUGCGAAACGGUCAUGAACAAGACCACGGGAUCCCGAUGCUCAACGAACUCCGCGAUACCAUCCCUAAGCUCACUAUCACAGAACCUGGUAACUCCAUGUUUUACGAAACAGCUUUCCCGCUCCACACCCCAAAAUCCACUGCUAACUCCGACAAUUCUUGUUACGAGAACACGGACUACUUCACCAGGAUGGUUAUACCCGUGGAUGGUGAUGAUCAGAAACGGCUGACUAUAAGCGUGGAACACUACACGUCAGUCCUCAUUGAGGAGGAAGGUUGUGAUGAUGAUCCCAUUUACUCGCAGCCGAUUAAACCUAAAACUAAAAAGAUAAGCAGGAGUGAAUGCGAGGAUAUUCUGGAGAAGUGUAACGUAGGAGACUUCAUGUUCCGACGAAAUAAGGAGACGACCAUUUUGUCAGUCAAGGUUCAUACGAAAGUGAAACACAUCAAGCUAGAGUUCGAUAAAGACAGUGUUAAAGUCGGAAAGGAAUCCUUUAACUCCCUCUCGGAAAUGAUAAAGUUUUACAAAACAUCUGUCCCCGUUUCUCUGGUGACCGAGCCCGUUUUCCUGGUAGAAGAAAUUGACUCACAAGGUCAGGGGAAAUGAAUAUCGUCAUGAGUUACUAUUUAUACUCCUUCUUGGACCUGACCAUGGUAUUUUACUGAGAGCUAACUGUUAUUCUGCUGCAAUUCUGCUGCUAUUCUGGUGUUCUGUGGAGGAUGUGUUCAGGUGGCUGCAACUGCUGAUACCCCCUUGUUACGUCCUCUCAAAACGUCGCCCAAUGACCUGGGAUGAAACACAAAAUUAGAAUCAAUCACGACAACUAUAUAAUUACUUGGUGAUCCCUGGUUACCACCUGAUUUAUAUUUCCGUAGUUGCGACAAUUUGGUCUUUUGUCUGCAUAUUAAUUCUACCUCUAAUAGCAAUUGUCGAGUUGGCUCUAAUUGAUCACUAGAAUGUCAUAGUGAUUUAUGGUCUGAUUAUCGAGUUGAUUUUCGAAAAUAUCGGUUAUUUUAAGUAACAAUCAAAUU